GGCCGGACCGCGGGGUCAUUCCAUCUUGGCGGCGGUACCGUACCACAGCCGUCACUCUCGCAGACUCUUCAACCCAACCAACGACCAUCCGAAUUACAACCAUUAGUUCGGCACCAGCCACGGAGGAAGAAUAUACCUUUAAAAGGCGCAAUACAAUCGCAAAGUCGGACAGUCCGUUUCCGUCAGUCAAUAAGCUUUGACUUAGGUGGUGGUUGGUGUGUUGUGUGUUUUCGUAGUGCACUUGACCUAUACGUACGGAGAAACUGGUUUAAGGCUCCAAGCACCCGACCAUUCAUGCUUUGUCUUCUGCCAGCAUCGGGAUAGAAGGUGCGAGACGAUUCUGGUACCCCCGUUCGUGAAGAAAGUCACAAUUUCCGAAGGAUAAGUAUCACAAGCUCAUCAACAUGUCGAAGGACUCAUCGUCGAUGAUAUGGGACUACCUGGUGUUCAUCAUUUUCGUGAUAGCCAGCAGUUUCGUGGCCGUCUAUUCCCGCUUCUUCGGCCCCAAGGAGAAAACGAAAGCCGACUAUGUCUUUGCCGCUGGAAAGGUCUCAAUGGCCGCCAUGAUGCUGAGCAUCGCCAGGGGCACGCUGGGCGUCCGAUCCUUUCUCGGUUACCCGUCCGAGCUGUUCUACAGGGGCAGCACCAUGUGGGAGACGCUCUACGGAAUGGUGCUCGCCUACCCGAUAGUGUGCUUCAUCUUCGUCCCCGUCUACUUCAGCCUCGGCAUCACUUCCGUCUACCAAUACCUGGACCUGCGAUUCAAAUCUAGACUGGUACGGUGCUUGGCCUCGGCCACCUACGUCAUCAGGCAACUGCUGAACCAGGGCGUCACCGUUUUCACCCCCUGCGUGGCCCUGAACACCGUCAUCGGCAUACCGUACUGGGCCUCGAUCGUCGGCAUAACCUUCGUCAGCAUCGUGUUCACGAUCUUGGGUGGCUUGAAGGCGGCUAUUUUGGCCGACGUCAUGCAAGGAUUGACGAUGAUCGCUCUCUCUGUGGCCAUCAUUUUCCAAGGGUGCUUCGAAGUUGGCGGCGUUUCGCAAGUAGUCACCAGAAAUUAUGAAGACGGAAGGCUCAACUUUUUCAACUUUGAUAUGGACCCAACAAUACGUGUGACAACCACAUCAGCUCUAUUCGGUCAACUAUUCAUGUCCUUGUCCAUUUUUGGCUGCCAACAAAACUUCGUCCAACGUUACUGCAGCAUGGACUCGCAGAAGAAAGUCACCAAGACUUUGAUGUGCAACAUCCCAGUCAUCACAGUCCUGUUCAGUUUAUCCUGGGUGGUGGGAAUGGUGGUGUAUGCCACUUACGCCAGCUGUGACCCCCUCAGUUCCGGCUACAUCGAAAAGUACGACGAAAUUUUGCCCUUCUACGUGGAGGACCGCUUUAGUUAUCUGCCGGGUAUGCUGGGUCUUUUCAUGGCCAGUCUCUUCAACGGCGCUUUAAGCUUGAACGUCUCGAACUUGAACUCCCUGGCCACGGUGACGUUCGAGGACUUCGUCCGCCCCAUCCCGUGCUUCAAGGGAAUGAAGGACAGCCACCAGUUGUGGGCCAUCAAGAUCAUCAGCGUGAUUCUGGGCCUCGUUAUCAUGUGCAUGGCCUUCGGCGUCGGUCUGUUGGACGGCGUCAUCGAAUCCUCCAUGCUGGUCACCUCCGCCACCUCCGGACCGUUGCUCGGCGUCUUCAUCAUGGCCCUCCUGAUCCCCUGCGCCAACUGGAAGGGCGCUUCUGCCGGCGUCAUUUCCGGUCACAUCGUGACUUUGUGGAUAACAUUUGGAGGGCUCACGGUCACCAAACCGCCGGCCACGCUUCUGCCCCUCAACACGAGCGGAUGCAGCAACACCUCCUUCAACGACCACAUCCUGAAGCCGGAGCAUCAGAAGAUUUUCAACGUUCCCGUUACCACUCCGGCGCCCAUUUUCGACGAGGUUUUGUCGCAACAGAAUCAAGACAAUCCCUUAGCCGACAUCUACUCCAUCACAUACAUGUACUAUUCGCUGAUAGGUUGCUUCAUCACAAUCACCGUUGGGUGGAUAAUUUCCUGCCUUACCGCCAGCGAAAACGACAUCUACGACUCGGAACUGGUACAUCCCAUCGCGCGUAAGAUGGCGGAGGUGUUCCCAGGCAAGAAACGAAAGUAUGUGGAAAAGGUGAUGGAAGAUCGCGCCAACAAAACGGGACCGACGUUGACCAACGCCGUCUCGUUCGAAGGCAAAAAGAACGGCACCUUGAAUCCCAGCUUCCAGUCCGAAUCGACGAUGGACAUGCCCGAAGUGGUUCACAGAACGAAGUUGUGAUUCACCGAUGGCAAUCGUCAAUUAGCGACAAUGGACAAUAAAAACAGUGCCCCCAGGGCGUAAUCUGUGAUCUCUAGCUCGUACUAGCUCGUGUGAAAUGUUUUUUACUUAAAACGGUCGCUUUACAUGCGAAGCACCGAACAAUUGCUAUGUAGUUUAGAAAAUUAUUUUUGUAUAUUAAGUAGUUAAUGUUAUUUAUUCUCUUAUUAACACCUCGUACAGUACGUUAAUCAUUUAAUAGAUGAGUGUAGGUCACAUAUAUAUAGUUCCUAUACUUCGCAACCAAUAGGUUAGCAUGUAAAUAGUUCUUUUUUUAUAAUGUGUAACUUCAUGGGAUUUGAGGCGACAGUGAAAGGAGACACGUGUACCAGUAUUAUCUUCUUACCUUUCAAAGGAUCUAACUCAACGAGGAUACUCUUCAGUAGUCGAAUCUUAAGGUGCUAUCCAGUGUACUUAACAAUUUCAAAAGCGUUGUUUUUAUCUAGGUUACUUUAAGUUAGUUAGUCUAGGAUUUAGGUUUAAGGAUAGUUUUAAGUACUAUAUAUUUUUGAUUAUAAAGCGCACAAGUGCGAUGUAAUUUAUAACCAUUUAUAUUAAAUGUACUGCAAAAGAAAAACAAGAUGUCUAGUAGAAACAAAUAAUUUUA
This is a messenger RNA of Aethina tumida (small hive beetle), 2946 nucleotides long. Its product is annotated as sodium-coupled monocarboxylate transporter 1. Gene Ontology annotation, molecular function: symporter activity. The transcript has 9 exons. Gene Ontology annotation, biological process: transmembrane transport; sodium ion transport. The record is from RefSeq and is a predicted model, not a curated record. Gene Ontology annotation, cellular component: membrane. The coding region runs from base 405 to 2300 and encodes 631 amino acids. Lineage: Eukaryota; Metazoa; Arthropoda; Insecta; Coleoptera; Nitidulidae.